Messenger RNA from Centruroides sculpturatus (bark scorpion), 706 nucleotides. It is a transcript of the gene UK114, whose product is annotated as 2-iminobutanoate/2-iminopropanoate deaminase-like. The transcript has 5 exons. Gene Ontology annotation, cellular component: cytosol. NCBI's taxonomy places the organism in Eukaryota, Metazoa, Arthropoda, Arachnida, Scorpiones, Buthidae. The record is from RefSeq and is a predicted model, not a curated record. Gene Ontology annotation, molecular function: deaminase activity. The coding region runs from base 214 to 597 and encodes 127 amino acids.
CUCCUGAAAUUUGUUUUUUAGCAUUGCACGCUUUAUAUAAAAUAUUAUAACUACCAGAGGACGCCACUGGUUGGACCAGAUGUCAAAGUACACGUGGUGAAUAGGACAUCUGCCCAACCUUCAACCUUAAGUCAAGUAAAUACAAUUUCUCUCAUACAAAUUUUAUCUAAUCACAGAUUGUGAUUUGGACAGAGGGCAGAAGAUUUAGAACUAAUGAUCAGAUCUGUAAUGGCUACAAUUGUAAAAGAAAUUGUAAAUACACCUUUAGCUCCUAAACCCAUUGGACCAUAUAGCCAAGCAGUAAUCGCUGAUCGUACAAUGUAUAUAUCUGGUCAAAUUGGAUUAGAUCCAUGUACUGGAAAACUUGUUAAUGGAGGAGUAACUUCAGAAACUAAACAAGCUCUUCAAAAUUUAAGCAAAAUACUUGAAGCUGCAGGUCUUUCAUAUAAGAAUGUGGUAAAAUGCACUGUCUUAUUGAAGAAUAUGGAUGAUUUUUCAAGAGUGAAUGAUAUUUAUAAGGAUUGUAAGUGCAAUGCAGCUUAUUGUUUUUUAUUUUGCUAUUUCAUUUUUAAUCUCAAUAAUCUCAAUAAAAUGUAGCAGUAAGUAGAAAUUUCUUUUUAUUGAUAAUUAUCUGGCUUAAGUUGUUACAGACUAAACAGCAAAAUAUACAGUACAAUUUCUUUUUUUCCCUCUAAACAUAACUUCA